This is a messenger RNA of Aphanomyces astaci, 635 nucleotides long. RefSeq lists its product as hypothetical. The transcript has a single exon. The annotation marks the transcript as partial. The record is from RefSeq and is a predicted model, not a curated record. Lineage: Eukaryota; Oomycota; Saprolegniomycetes; Saprolegniales; Verrucalvaceae.
GCAGAAACAUCCAGCGCCGCGACCCAGCCGCCAUCCAAUCCGCCGGCGAAAAACGCUUCUACGCCAAUGAGGACGAUCUCUUCCUUGGGCUCACGCGCACGGAUAUUGACGAGAUCGAGGCCGAACUGCGGCAGACACGGCUGGGUCUUGCUUUCUUCAUGCAACCACCACGCGACCUGCCUGACGAAACCAGCCCACACCCCACGAUCAUGGAGGUCCGGCAGGAGAUCCUCACGGCUUGCCAACAACGCUGGGGUAUUACAUUCCCCGCUGGACUACGACUCACAACCGGCACCUCCGACCGGGGCCUCGUGGGCACACCACACCCAGUGGACAUAAACGUAUGGGGCGCCGUUAAACGUGGGUAUCUCGCCCUGCAACACAUUGACGUUGCGAUGUCGUUCGACUUCGCUGGCCACCCCAAGGACAACUACUCAGCCAAUCAACUGGAGUACCAAUGUUCUUUUACGGUCACACCGGCACUCCUCCUCCGUUACAUCCGGGGACUCGGUGCACGCGAUGCGGUGGUUAUGUCUCACGCGCGAAACGGGCCGAACCACUCGCGCUGGCCGGCUAUCGGAUGCAUUAACUCACCGAAACACGCACGUACUGUACUGUACGUCCGGGCAUAAUUU